ACCAAGCUCGCUCGAGGCGGCCGUUACUCCCCGGUUCCCGGUAAACGACGACGGGGUUCCGUGAGGCCAUGGCGGGCGGCCCGAAGGUUCUCGAAGUCUUACUGGACGCCACGCUGGAAUGGAGCGAGGCCAAGACCCUGGUGAAGGCCAAGGCCGUGCGCUGCGGUCAGGCGCUGUGCGGCCUGGAGCCGCCCUCAGACCGAGGGGCCGGCCUGUGCUUCACCGCACGCUGCCAGGAUUCGGGCCGCUGCUGCCGGAGGAGAGUGGCUGCUCAGGCCGGGAGCUUCACCGAGUUUAUUUGGGAAACAACUGAGACUUUACAGGCGUCACCUGUUAAGGAGCGGCUUCUUGCUCUCAAUAGUCACAAUGAUUUGGGGAUCUAUGAACUGUGUGUCCAGGAUGGCAUCUGUGACGUCACCAAUACCCACAGCUGUAGUGAGGAAGCACUGAAGAAGCUGGUUGAAAGCAAGAACUUGAGUCUGCCUUCAUCUUUUACUGUGAAGAUUCUGUCAUUUAAAAACAGUAAAUCCUGCAUGUUGCUCAAUAAUUGCACACUGCUCCAUCUGACCUGGAUGGAGAGCACCUCGGAAGCAGAUGUGUUGGGCUGCUUUAAACUGCAUCUGCCCGGUGGUGCUGCAGAAAGAAUAACAGAUAGUCCGAUUUGUCAAGAAAUGCUUUUCUUAUUGGACAGUGCAGGCUGGAUAUAUAUCUAUGAUACUGUUGAUGGUAAACAGCGUGGCAGUGUUAAUCUUGCUCUGUGCCAGGCUGGAGAAACUGAAGAGGCAAAUGAUGUCUGUGAUCUGUCAUGCUUGGACAGACUCUGGUUAUCCCAUGAUUUGCACAUUGCUGUGGCUGUGAACUCUGUUAAUAGCGCUGUUUGUGUUAACUUGAAUAAUUUUUUCAGAAAACACCCUGAGAACUUGGAGCAUACAAGAAAAGCUUCCGCUGAUGCACCUUUGAAGGCACCUGUUGGUGUUGAUGAAGAUGACCUUGCCAGUUCAGUAUAUAGCAGUAAACAGCUCAACCUAUCAUUUCAGAUGGAUAGGUCCUGGAAAGCCCGCUUGGGAACUUUCUACAGUGAAACUAAAGUAUCAUCGGCAGAAAGAUUCCUGCAGUGGUCUCCCUGGUAUCACCACCUGUCCAGCCAAAAUUCUCAUGAUGCAACCUGCAAUGUCAAUUCCUAUAAAUCCUCUCUAGUGCCUUGCGAUGAUGUUGCCAAAAGCUUUGCUCAUGAAGAGGACGUGAACAACAAAGCCAAUAAGUUGAGAUGGAUGGUGCAGCUUCAGGGGCUGGAGGAAUCCAUGCGUAUUCAGACAGUAUCUCUUUCUGAAUUCAGUGUUUUAUUCACACUUGUUGCACCUGACUCAGGAGCUGUGACUGUUGCCUUCUGGGACUUGGAAACACAACAGGUGGAUUAUCAUCAUAUUAAAGGUCAAUCCUUACCAGUGGAAGGAGAUGGGAACGAUGAAUUAUCCCUGUUUCUCACAGAUACUGGCCUUUCCAUGGUGGUGUUUGCUUUCUCACAAGAAGAUCUAUUGAAUCGUUUAAUGAUUUAUGGGAAGGCAGGCAUUGUCGACUCAUUGUGCCAUCUCAAUCACUGGAAUCGAUGUUCAAUUCCCAUCCAUGCAUUAGAGGCAGGAAUUGAGAACAGGCAGCUAGAUACGGUUGAUUUUUUCCUGAAGAGCAAAGAAAAGUUAUUUUGUGCUCCAGCAACACUUUCGGCACAGGAACCUUCUGGAGCUGCGAUAAUGUCUUCGGUGCAGCUAACAAAUGUCGAAGAAAUUAAGCCAGCUUUAGAUUUGCUAUGUUCAGCCAUCAGGGUAAAUUAUUCUGAAACGCAGGGCAAGCAGUUCUCUGAACAGCUUCUGAACCUUACAUUGACUUUUCUCAACAAACAAAUGCAAGAGCUUCUAACCCAGUCAGGAGAAUUGGACAAGUACAAGCAAAAAUGUGUGGAUUAUUUGACCAGUUAUAUUAUCAAGCUCCGUAAAUUUAUGAAGAAAUAUCCUCGAACACCUCCAAAUGAGACUGUAACUAGUGACUGUCUGGGUGAAGAAAACAUUUUACCAGAUGGUAAUCAUGUUUAUGGAAAGUGGAAGAAUCUAAAUACUAAUGAAAUUGUUCGUGAUGCUAUACUCAGUAAUCAGAUUCCACGAGCUCAGAGCUAUUUCACAGUACAACAGACAUCUAUGAAAGAUCUGAACAAACUCAUGCAAGCUGGUUUAAAUCUAACCUACAAAUCUCUUUUAAAAAAAGACCUGCAGGAGGCUAGGCAACUUUUAAAAAAUAUGGGUUUUGAUGUGAAGAGACAACUGCAUCGUAUCUGUUGCUACACAGCUGAUCGAGACCUUCGUGAUUUCCUGGUGGAAAAUCUCCAGGACUGUUUAUCUGAGGAAGAGAAGGAGUGGGUUAAAUUUGUUCACUUUGUAGAGAGCCUAUAUUCCUCUGCGCAAAUCAUGGAAUGUCCUUUACAGAACAGUGUUUUGCAGGCUGAAAAUAUUGAUCCCAGUUUUGCAGCUGUCCUGGAACCUAUUAUAAACUCUGAUGUUGGGGAUACUGAACAUGCAGAAAGAGAUUCAAACUGUUGUGUAGUCAUUUUGGAUUGGGCCAAAUGGUGGGAUAAGGUGGCAAAAGAACAAAUAAAGUUAUGUAGAGAAUUGGAUGUGGAUCUCCUCGCAGCAAUUCAGUUUUGUAGUCCUGAGGUAUUGUGGACCAGCCUCACAUCCAGGCAUUGUUGGGCCAAAGUUCGUGACUGGAUUGAAAUGUUCCAAAGUAGUGAGAAUUCUGCAAAUUGGCCACCCCUGUCACCUGAUAUUGUGAAUCAGAGCACACAUUGCAGUAACUACAUGAGAAAUGAGAUAUUGGACAUAUUGGCAAGAAAAGGAGUAUUCAUCCCUUCAGAGCUAGCCAACUUUCGACAGUUCCUGGUCAGACUAAGCUGCGCAGGGGGAGUGAUGCAGAAAUCUCACCCAGUUCCUGUUUACCAGUCUCCUGAUGGGCUUGACUUCUACAGCUGUUUCAUCCUCUUCUGCCUUGAGCAUGAGCUACGCUAUCUUUUGUACGCUUAUCUGGAUUAUUACGGGUUGAAACCCUCCAACUGUCCUCUUCUGGAUGAUACAGCACUCCAUGUGGCUCAUCCCUGGUUUGAGUUUCUAGUGAGAAUGAGAGAGGUUGCUGAUAAGCUAGAUACAUCUGUGACAUUCCGAGCGAGUCUAGCCAAUGCUCAAAUGCUGAUUCCCAGCAAUCAAGCCAGUGUCAGCAGCAUGCUGCUGGAGGGACACACUCUAAUGGCAUUAGCCACUAUCAUGUUUGCUCCUGGAGGAAUUGAUCAGGUGAUGCAGGAGAGAAAAGAUGUAAGUGAUUCUCUCUGGAAAGUAGACUCUCAGCUGUUGAAGAUGGCACUGUCUCCUUAUCCCAAGUUGCGCACUGCUCUUUUUCCACAGCUCACCCCUUAUGGCAUUCCACCAUUGGACAUCUCUCUCUAUCAUCUUUUACAGUCAUUACACCCCUUUGAUCCAUCACGCCUCUUUGGCUGGCAGUCUGCCAAUGUGCUCUCCACUUGUGACUUAUCAAAUGAUUUACCUCAUUUCUCUUGCCCUGACUUGGUGAAUAAGUAUGCCAUAACUGAACGCCUAGAUUUUUCCUACUACUUGCGUCAUGGCCGGCCAUCGUACGCAUUUGCAACUUUUGUGGUGCAGCAGCUUGCAAAGAGCAGUUCACCCAAACAGUCGAUCCAACAAGCAAGCAUUGAGGCAUACACUCUGGGGUUAGCUCACUUCACUGUACCUGCUGUUGCUGCUGCCUGUGUCGCCUUUCUUGAAUUACUUGGUGUUUCCAGUUUUAAACUCCGGAUUGAUCUUAAAGUUGCAGAUGCCAUUUUGAAACUUUGGUGUACAAAUGCAGAAGAAACUCAACGCAGUUUAUUACGAGACACCUUGGCUGAAAAACUUCAGAACUUGAUUGAAUUUAAUGGAUCAGCAGCAGAGGAGUUGCUGACCCAUUUAGAAAAUGCCACUUGGGAGAACUUAAAAACCAGAGAUAUAAGCAGGACAUCUUUUGAAGCCGGUCAAGAGUGGUCACUGGUAGCACAAUUCUGUAAGCUUCACGGCAUUACUGUCAGCUUGGCUUAUCUCCAGGAGUGUGCCCGAGAGGAUGCGUGGCUGCAGUUUGUGAUUUUUGCUCAGCUUCACAACUACCAACCCAAUGAGGUGAAGGCACUAUUGAAAGACUUCAGUCCCGCUCUUCAAGAUCACCUGACACUAGCUUUUCAGAACUUGCAGUUUGUUGCACAAGAAAAGCCAGUAAUUUGUUCUGUAACCAAGGAAGAAACCAACAAGAGAGAUGAAUCUCCAGUGGAUCUUUUUCAAGUUCUGUAUUGGUGCCAGGAGAAGGCAAAACCUUGGCGUUAUCUGUUGAGUGAGGCGGUGCGGCACAGUGCCCCCGUGUUGAGUGUUUUGGCUGCAUGUUUUCAGGAAACUGAUGUUCUUCAGUGUCUUUGUGUUUGGAUUAUUAUGACAUCAGAUGAUGCAAUUGUCUCUGAAGUGACAAAACAUAUUAAUGAUUCAAUAGAAUAUCAUGAAUGGAAUCUCCAUGAUCUUUCGCUGAUGUGGAAAGUGUUACUGGAAAGAAGAAAAAGUAAACAACUUGUUCGAGGAUUUCAGCUUUUUCAGAAGCACUGUCCGUGGGUCUACAUGUUAGAGAUGUAUGAAUUGUGCACAGAACACAAGAAUUAUCAAGAAUCAAAGUUGAGACUUCAGGAAUUCCAGAAAUGCUUACUGACUUUGAAGGCAGAAGAUUCAGCAAGUACUGACAUCCCAGUCCAAUGGAUGGAAUCACAAGCUGAUUUACUUCUGAAGUUGAUGAUACAACAGUGUCCAACACAGUAUGAACUUGGAAAGCUACUGCAGAUACUGGCUGAUGUGGACUGUGGCCUGAAAAUAAGUGAAGAUUUUGGGCUAGAUUUCCGAAAACUGAGCAGACUCAGUCAGCUCCUGCAAGACACCUCGAUCUCUAUUGAUCCUUCCCUCCUUGUUGACUGCAGCACAGGCACUUUGCAGAACGUAUGUGGACAAAUUCUGGACCAACUGCAGAAGAAGGGACUUUUUGCUUUAGCUAGACAGGUGGCUGACCUAGCCCAGCUUCCGGUUGAUCACUUAGUGGUCCAUGAGGUAACUCAGGAGCUUCAAAAUUUGAAGCAAUCUGGUCAAUGGCAAAGGAAGGAGACCAGGAUAAAUUUUUGGAAGAAAUGCCAUGAUUGUUUCAAAAAUUAUUUGAUAUCCAAUGUAGUUGCUUCUGAAUUCUUUCUGGCCCAGGUCAAUGAGAUGCCAGUAAUUAAAUCUCUACUGCCUUCAUCUUUCAAAGACCAGUCCCUGAACAUUCAGGAAAGAUGUCUCCUGUUGACAAUGGCAGGCCAUUGGCUGUCACAGAGUAAUCCUCCAAACCUGGAUCAAUUGGAAGAAUUGGAGAAGAGAAUUUGGCUGUGUCGCAUAAGUCAGCAGACCUUGCUAAUGUCCACAAAUUCAAGAUUUGCCUGGCAGCUGUCAGUGUGUGGUGAAAUAACUUUUGAUGGUGCCACCAAAGAAUUCUUAUUCUCAAAACUGCCUGCUCUCAACUCUCCAAAGUAUCUCAGGCUCGAAGGGUUUCCCAACAAGGACAUGGCUUCCAAUUGUGCACUGGACGCAGCAGAAAGAGACGCUCUUAAUAUUUUGAUUGGCGAGUUGUUAGAUGGAGGCUGUGUUCAUGAAGCCAGUAGAGUUUGUGGGUAUUUUGAAUUUUACAACCAAGACACAUCUUUAGUUCUCCACUGCAGAGCCAUGGCUUCAGGAGAACUGCAAACAGUAGAUUUUCACCCUUCAGUGCAGAUUAUCUUGACUGCAGGAGCAUCUUUUAACGGUGAGAUAGGCUUCCAUCGAAAAAGAAUUCCAAGUUUGAGCAGUGUAACCUCAUCAUUUGGUCAGUGUUCUGAAGAAGACAGUGUUAAAGACCAGGUCGUUAAGGAUCUUCAAAUCCUCACAAAUGAGUGCUACCAUGGAAAAGGUUAUUGUCGUCAGGUUCUUAGCUUGUAUCAACUCUCAAAGGAGCUUGGUUGUUCUUUCAAUGAUAUAUCAACCCAAGAUUCUGAUACUGUUCUGCGAGAAGUAUUGUCAUCUCAACAGCCCGAUCGAUAUAAAAAAGCCCAGGCGUUUAUCUCAACCCAAGAACUGAAGCCAGAAACUGUAGCAGCACUUAUAGCUGAAGAAGUUGUUCAGGCUUCACUCUCUUCAGUAGAAGCCAAAGGAGUGAGGCAGAUCUAUAAGCACCUUGAUGGGAAAGAGGCUUUCCUACAGCUCGCUAAACUGUGUCAAGAUCCGAUCCUCGUUGGUACCAAGCUGUUGGAUAAAAUUUCAUCCAUUCCAAAUGGGGAACUGGAAUGCACUGUGGAGCUGCUGAUUCUAGCACAUGACUGCUUUAGCCUGACCUGUCACAUGGAGGGGAUUAGUCGCGUGUUGCAAGCUGCACGCCACCUCAGUCAUAAACACCUCGCACCCAAAGAAGCAUACAGCCUCAUGGUCCGGCUGGUGACUGGCAUUGGUCGAUACAAUGACAUGACGUAUAUAUUUGACCUGCUACAUGAGAAUCAUCGGUUUGAAAUGCUACUGAGGAAAAAUGUUGAAUCAAAUGGAGACCUGAAGACAGCUUUGCUAGAUUACAUCAAACGUUGUCUCCCUGGGGAUAGUGAAAAGCACAACAUGGUGGCUUUUUGCUUCAGUAUGUGUCGUGAGAUUGGGGAAAACCAUGAGGGUGCAGCCCGUGUACAACUUAAAAUCAUCGAGUCACAAUCCUGGGAGGUGACUCCUGAAUUGAAGAAAUCUCUGGUGAAAGUCUUGAACUUUUUGAAAGAUGCUGCUGAGAGCUACUCAAAGGACUCGUGUAUCCGACGUGCCUCUCAGUGUGUGAAACUUGCCAAACUGGUCACUCUGCAGCUCCAUCUCCUAAACAACAAUCGGGACGUGCAAUUAAUUAACCUCCAGAGAAAUGAUCUGAUGCCAUGUAUUCUCUCCUUGCCGAGGUUCUAUCAGGCUGCCAUUGUUGCAGAGGCAUAUGACUUUGUACCUGAUUGGGCAGAGGUGCUAUAUGAACAGGUUAUUGUUCGUGGUGAAUUUUCCUACCUAGAGGAGUUUAAGCAACAAAACCAUGUACAACAGAGUCUGUUUGAAGAGAUUUCGAACAAAUUUAAACGACACAAGGGAGAUGUUGCUGCAAGUCAGAACAUGAAGAAAUUGCUGCAGCACUGUGAGAAUGUCUACCUGGUUUACAAACUGGCUUAUGAGCAUAACUUUACUGAUGUAGCAAACAAGCUCCUUAAAGAACCUCAGACAAGUUGCUAUCUGAAUGACAUGAUUGCCAGUUAGCUGUUUGUACUUAGUUUCCAGCAUUAGAUCAUUUUUUAAAAAAAAGUUUACCAAACAAAUAUUUUAUUGUAAAAAAGUGUAAAUACUUUGUAAUCUAAUUUCUCUCAUCUCUGAAAAAGCAAUAAAUA
Messenger RNA from Hemiscyllium ocellatum (epaulette shark), 7519 nucleotides. RefSeq names its product SPG11 vesicle trafficking associated, spatacsin (gene spg11). Gene Ontology annotation, cellular component: cytoplasm; synapse; axon. The coding region runs from base 69 to 7391 and encodes 2440 amino acids. The transcript has 40 exons. Lineage: Eukaryota; Metazoa; Chordata; Chondrichthyes; Orectolobiformes; Hemiscylliidae. Gene Ontology annotation, biological process: axon extension; axo-dendritic transport; synaptic vesicle transport. The record is from RefSeq and is a predicted model, not a curated record.